UAAAGUUAGGGUGUGUGAGUUAAAAAAGUGCUCGUCUCUGGGCACUCCCUAAUCUCUUUCUCUCUCUCUCUCUCUCUCUCUCCCCGAUCUCGCAAUUCUCCGGGUUCUCGAAACCCUAGCAUGCCAUUUGGUGCGAAUUAGGGCUAGAACUCCUGCGGCCGAUGCAGAUGGAGAGUUCCCACAGAUCCGCCGCCAUGGAUCGCUCCCGAGCUCCCAAUCUCAAGAAGCCUAGGCUGUCCCCCGACGCCGCCGCACCCGCCCACAAUCGGGACCGCGCGUUCGCGGCGGCGGCACCGCCGCAGAGGGGCGGCGCCCAUGCAGCGGCGGCGGCGGCGGGGGCCUCGAGGCCAAGAGCGGCGGAGAGGGACGAGAGGGAUGAUCCCAUGAGAGGACGGGAGUCGCUUCAGCAGCAGCAACAGCAGCAGCAGGAGCUCGUGGCGCAGUAUAAGACGGCGUUGGCGGAGCUCACCUUCAAUUCGAAGCCUAUCAUUACCAAUCUCACCAUCAUCGCCGGGGAGAACCUCCACGCUGCCAAGGCGAUCGCCGCCACCAUCUGUGCCAAUGUCCUCGAGGUUCCGAGUGAGCAAAAGUUGCCAUCACUUUAUCUUCUUGAUAGCAUUGUGAAGAAUAUUGGAAGAGAUUACAUCAGAUAUUUUGCUGCAAGACUGCCUGAGGUUUUUUGUAAGGCCUAUAAUCAGGUUGAUCCUUCUAUACAUCCUAGCAUGAGGCAUCUUUUUGGUACAUGGAAAGGAGUGUUUCCUCCUGCACCACUUCAAGCAAUCGAGAAAGAGAUUGGCUUCCAACCAUUGAUAAAUGGUUCGUCUGGACCUUCAAUAUCAAGGCCUGAUUCUCAGCCUCAGCGGCCGUCCCACAGUAUCCAUGUUAACCCAAAGUAUUUAGAAGCAAGACAGCGUCUUCAGCAAUCAACAAAGGGACGGGAAAUUGGCAAGGAUGACGUAAAUACCUCGAUUAAUUCUGGUGAUGCUGUGGAAAGGUCUGAUAGGCCAGCUGUAGAUGGAAGUACCGGGCGAUGGACAGAUGUACUGAACAAUAGGCCUAAUAUGCAACAUCCUCAAAGAGACCUCUUAAAUGAUCCCAUACAUGUGAAAAAAGAAGUUAAAGAUGUUAGAUGUCCUGAUUUUCCCUCUGAUAUCUCACAGCAGCCAGAGCUGGGAGUUGGAAGGGUUGGCGAGAGGCUUAGAGGGCGAGAAGUGUUUGAGAGACAAUUUGGUGGUUUUAAUAUUGGUGCUUCGGGAUCAGAAAUCCUAAGAAAGAACAGUUUGGACGUAAAUAAGGAUUUGAGGGCAUCAGUUUCUGUGCGAUCUGAUGUAAAUUUGGAAAGAAGCAGCAGACCAUCAUCAAAAAACUGGAAAAAUACUGAAGAAGAAGAGUUUGUGUGGGGUGAUAUGAAUUCUCAACCAACAGAUUAUGGAGGUAGUAACAUCAGGAGGAAAGGUGAUUGGAAUGCUGAAAACUCGAAUAAGUUAACAGGCUUGCAUAUGAACAAAUGGAUGCCUCUGGAGACUGAUCAUCAAGGGUCCCACUUGAACAAACUUGAAAGCUUUUUUAGAAUUGGGAAGAACUCUGGACAGGAUGGAAAAGUUCCACUAUUUAAGGACCAUGAAGACUACCUCUCACAUCUUCAAACUAAGUAUGCUCCCAAUGCGAGAAUAGAUAGGGAGACUCCUUCACAGUUGCUAUCUGAGGGAGGACGUGCCGCUGAAGCUCACACCUUCUUAGAGAGGGUUCCACACGAGGCACCACUUCUGGAUAGUGGUUUGGAUCAUAACAGUGCAAGGUUUCCUAGCAAAUCAGAAGAGAGGCCCGUUUCUUAUGGUGGCAGUUUGUCUGCGAGCAUCAGUUCAUCUUUACCUAUUUCAGGCUCACUGUCUCAUCAUACUGUACCAUCAAGCUUAGGAAGUUUGACUAAUUUAAUCUCGAGAUCAGGUGACUCAUAUGGGCAACAGAGGAAGCAAUAUUUGCAUCCUCCGUCUCCAUCAGUUCAUUCACCCCCAUCAUCUUCUGUACCCUUUCCACAUAAGCCACCAAAUAAAGCGGAGCCUGAUGCAUUUUGGUCCAAGCCCUCUCAAAUGGGUCAAAAACCAUUUUCUUCUUUCCAUUCACAGCUGGGUUCUCCAAUGCCAUUUCAGCCUCAAAAGACGGUAAAGUUUUCUGGAACUAGUGAGUCAAAUAAGACUGCCAAUGAAACCUCUGGACAGCCUAGCGCAAGUGAUCUAUUGGCUGCACUUAUGAAGAGUGGACCUAAUCCAAUAAGCAAUCCCCAGAACAUAAACAUACAGCCUCCCCUGCCAACCGGACCUCCUCCUAUCCAUGCUCUCUCGUCACAUGGAAAUAGUGCACCAGCUCCUGUGCCACCCCCAAUGAACAACACAGUGCUUCCUCCCUUGCCGCCUGGCCCACCACCACCAUCAUCCUUGGUUCGUACGGCCUCCCAUAUCUCCAACAAUAAUACUGGUUCUGUAGGAAAUCCACUUUCGAGUCUCCUUCGUUCUUUAGUAGCAAAGGGAUUAAUAUCAUCACCAGCAACAGAAACGCCUGCUGCAACUAUAGCUCAACCUUCCCAUAAAGUUCCAAAUAUUGUUCUUUCAACUUCAACUACAACAGCUGUCCAGCCAUUUUCAGCAAAAGAGUCCCCUGCCGAAUCAGUUGCUCCAAUAGCUGCUGCUUUGUCUCAAUCUACUGAAACAAAAAUGCAGGUUCUCAUAGGCGUUGAUUUCAAGUCGGAGAUAAUGCGAGAAUACCAUCCCAUGGUAAUAGAGAGCCUGUUUGAUUCCCUUAAUCAUCAAUGUCGAAUAUGUGGUUUAAGAUUCGGGCUUGAAGAGCAGCUUCAUGGUCACUUGGAAUGGCAUGCGUCUAAGAAGUUGAUGAGUAAUGAUUUCAGCAGUGUGACUAGGAAAUGGUAUGCCGAUACAAGCCGUUGGAUUGCUGGAUCUGUUGAACCACAAAUUGGACAGAUGAAGCCAACUUCCUCGGGAGACGAUGUAGUAGGAUCUGUCGAAGAGCAAUGUGAAAUGAUGGUUCCUGCAGAUGAGAACCAGAUUAUUUGUGCAUUGUGUGGAGAACCAUUUGAAGAUGUUUAUUCUCAUGAAAGAGAUGAAUGGAUGUAUAAGGACACAGUUUAUUUAAACUUGCCAAGCAACCAAAGUGGUAUUAGAUAUAUGGAUGUGAAUAAAGGACAGGGACCCAUCGUGCAUGCCAAGUGUAUUUCUAGAAGCUCAACCAAUGAUUUAGAAGUGGGCGACCUUAAUAAAGGGCGUGGAUGAACCGGUGAUGUUUUGCAGAGAAGAAUUUACCGGAAGUUGAUGUUUUGCAGAGAAGCAUUUGCCACAAGUUGGUAUUUUGCAGAGAAGCUUUUGAAGCUCUUCAUAGUCCAAGGGGCUGGACAAGGAUGAACUGUGGUAAAGGUUUGCUCUUAACUUGUAAUAUCUUCAUGGCAGUGGUGCAAAUUCAGUAUGCAUGAAAUGAGCAACAGCUGUUUGGCUCAUGUCUAAUUCUCCUUUGGCAUACAAUUUUGAUAGAAAAUGAUGAACAAAGGUUUCCUUUGCCUUCUCUCUUACCAACUUGGUUUGAUGUUGGUCGGCAAUAGAUAAUAUUUCAGUUUGUCAAUGAAAUUGUUGAGCAUUAAAAGUGAAGCAAAUUCUACGUUAACUUUUCCAUUGGAUUUUGUAUGAUCAAUAAUUCUUUUUGUAACUUAUCUUCAUAGACCUCAAAUCAACUUCCAUGUUGCUUCGCUGUUUGUACUCACUCAACACUCUAGCUAUUAUAUUUUUCCUUUAAUGGUAGCUUUUCCUUCAUUUGAAAAUGAAACGGGCCCAUGUUUCGCGGCUAUUCUUCAGGAAUUAUGUCGCCACUAUUCAUAGAGGAACCUUGUUAAUUGAAUCGUUCCUGUUUGUCAAUGUGCGGGCCUCAUAGUUGCUUUCUUUAACUGCAAAUGGAUGUAACUCCUGGUAUCAAGGAAUGUUUGAGGUUAUCAAUAGCCCCUAUUUGUUGCUUCGAAGUUGAUUGACUUGUAUAAACAUAGUAUAAUGUCAUUUGGUUUCUAUCUUUUUGCAGUUUAACUUUUUGUUUCUUCUCUUUUUUUCCUUUUGUGAAGCAAAGGCUUAAUGAACAACUGUGUGAUUCAUUUUCUUGCUAGAUUGUAUCAGCUUUUCAGCUUUGCUCCUAAUUGAGUAAAAAAAAAAAAUCAAUGUGUGA
Molecule: messenger RNA, 4215 nt
Organism: Ananas comosus (pineapple)
Lineage: Eukaryota; Viridiplantae; Streptophyta; Magnoliopsida; Poales; Bromeliaceae
Product: polyadenylation and cleavage factor homolog 4
Exons: 7
Coding region: 162-3284 (1040 amino acids)
Biological process (GO): termination of RNA polymerase II transcription
Cellular component (GO): cytoplasm; mRNA cleavage factor complex
Molecular function (GO): RNA polymerase II complex binding; mRNA binding
Source: RefSeq, a predicted model, not a curated record